UUACUCAUUAAGUGGUGAGCCAAGUUCUUCUCAGCACUCGUUCUCGUCUCCUCCUCUCUCUCUCGUUCUCUCUCUCUUUCUCACCAGGGCUCACACACAUUCACCACACACACACACACACAAACUACAAAAAAAGAAAAAACAAGACCAAAGCAGAAGUGGACAACAACACAGGGUUUCGGUCGCCGCGGUUGGCUAUGGCUCAGGGCUCGGACAGCAAUGGCACAAGCUACAAGUCCCCGUCACCUGGAAGCAGACCGAGCUCCUCAGACGACGCAAAGAAGGUGAUGCGGAGGGAGAAGAACCGGAUCGCCGCUCAGAAAAGCAGGAUGAGGCAAACCCAGAAAGCCGACAGCCUUCACCUGGAGAGCGAGAACCUGGAGAAGGAGAACGCCGCCCUGAGGAAGGAGGUGAAGCAGCUGACGGAGGAGGCCAAGUACCUGACGUCCGUGCUGAGCAGCCACGAGCCGCUGUGCACCGGCCUGGCGCCGCAGACCCCCGACCUCCUCUACCCUCCUCACCACGGCAGCUACCACCAGCACAUCGCUGUCCCACACUACCAGCCCUGACCCGCCCGACUAACCCAAGAUGUGCUGCGAAACAGACGACUGACCUCAAUGGAAAGAGACUGGAGAUGUGUCUAGAGAUGCCGAAUUGUAAAGAAAAAAGAAAAAACCUGAGCACAGAAUCUCCCAGUAUUCCAAACUAUUUAUUUAGCUUCUGCUCAAUGUUUUCUUUUUGACCAGUGACCUGUUUGUGACCUUCAUGAGGAGAUUUAUCAACCAGUCUUUGUUUACAUUGGGAGAAAUGACUGACCGAGUAUGUUUUAGGUGACUCAGGCUAUAUUUUUGUAAAUUGCUUAUUUUCAUCAUUCCGUCAUGUCUUGUGGGUUUUUUUCCCCCCCUCGUCGUUUUGUUUCACUGUGUAAAUGUUGAUCGACAUUGCUCAGGAGCUUCUGACCAAUUUGAAUGUGGACAAAGAGAAUGUAAAGUCAAGAUCCCUGUAAAAGAAAGGCUUACGUGCACCA
This is a messenger RNA of Salarias fasciatus (jewelled blenny), 1027 nucleotides long. It is a transcript of the gene batf, whose product is annotated as basic leucine zipper transcription factor, ATF-like. The transcript has 3 exons. Gene Ontology annotation, cellular component: nucleus. Gene Ontology annotation, molecular function: RNA polymerase II cis-regulatory region sequence-specific DNA binding; DNA-binding transcription factor activity, RNA polymerase II-specific. Gene Ontology annotation, biological process: regulation of transcription by RNA polymerase II. The coding region runs from base 198 to 569 and encodes 123 amino acids. Lineage: Eukaryota; Metazoa; Chordata; Actinopteri; Blenniiformes; Blenniidae. The record is from RefSeq and is a predicted model, not a curated record.